AGCCGCGCGCCGCGGCACGGAACACUCCGGGACAGGUUCCCAACGCGAUAGCGCGCCGCCGGCCGUCCGCAGUACCGUCGUACGGUUUGCACAAGAACCAUCCGUUCUCAUCGUUCCUCCAUCGGAUCAUGACACACGGCUCACCUGUCGUCGCACCGUCGUGAAGUCCGCGCGUCCGCGAGUCCUUCCUUCGACUCGCGAUCGAUCUCGCGUCCAAACGUCUCCGACGACGCGCCCGACGACGUCUCCGUCGGUCGAUCUCGACGUCUUCCUCGCUUCCUCUCUUCGAUCGAUCACGAUCCCGCGCCGAGCCGUCUCCCGGAACUCGCGCGAACAGUGAAACGAUCGAUCGGGCCGAUCGAUCGCAGGUGAUGAACGGAACGGAUGUAAUCGAACUCGAAACGAUGAUGCCCGGCUCGGUGAUGAUCGCGGAAGUCGAUCGAAACGUGACGGCUCUCGAUGACGAUCCUUCUAAGGAUGGACGCGAACGCGACGAGGCGCGAUAGGGACGAGGGUGCGAACGGUUGCGACGUUGGUUCCACUUCCGGCGAUAACGUAGACGCCUCUUAGGACGCGGCUCGGCGAUUGAGAAUCGAUACACGCGCUGCGGUAGAAUUAUGUGACGAUCGUGCUUUUUCCCUCACGCUACUCACGGAAUUUCGAGCAUCCCUCGAAUGAGGGAACGAGCCUCUUCUCGCGCGAAAGGUCUCGAAAAGAGAUUUUAGACAAUUGUCAGGAGACAACGAGAGCUUCAAAACUUCGGAAAGACCGAGGGAGAGAUACGACUGACCUAUACUGACUGACAAUACUGAGAAUACAGGAAAGUUCAGCGAUCAUAUAACUUCACUUCGUCGAAUGUGCUCUCGCAAAGACAAUUCCGUGAGUGAGAGGCAAACGGUGGAACUCAAACGUGAUUUAUUUUUCGUUGCGAGAGUAAAAAUAUCGAUGGAAGAGACUAUGUUGCGUGUCGCCUGGUGCUUCAUUUGAUACAAAAUAUCAGCGGCGAUGGUAACGAUAUAGUUUAAACAAUCCUAGAGACAACAGCAAAUAACGGCGGCGUUAAUAAAUAACGCGUUCGCGAGUGACGUCUGUAUAUAAAUAAUAAACAAUAAACACCGACGUAAAACUGAGUAAUAUCUGGUGAUCCUGUGGAUUAAUCGCUGCCGAAUAUCAGCUGUUAAAUUAACCGUGGACAAGGGAUUUCAUCGCCUCCGAGCGAUGUGUUUGUGCGCCUGUGAGCAUGUGCGGUUCACUUUAUACACGACGGAACGUUUGCAAUAAGAUUGGACGAGUCAACGCCGGGGUUAAGCAUCGCUAAUUAUCUUAGAGCUGCCGUAUAAUUGUCGCUAAUUAAUCAGCGCGACUCUUCACGCUUCUCGCCUCCGCCCUCGUUGGAUUCGAGCUGCGAGUUUCACGCUCUCCGCCGUCGCGAGUUUCAUACAUGGAAACAAUGAAGUGGCUUUGGAUAAUCGUCUUAGUAGCUCUGGCCUUGCCAGCUGCAGUACCACGAAAAAUCCACAGAAGCAAGCCCACGCCACGAUUGUACGGCGACAGAGUCCCUGUCAAUUUAAUAAGGACCACCAACAGCAAGGUGCGGCAAAAAAUCAUAGACACCCACAACUACUUUCGCACGCAGGUCAAGCCAUCUGCUGCCAACAUGCUCGUUAUGAAAUGGCAUUCGGGCUUAGCGAAGGCAGCACAAAGGUGGGCCGAUCGUUGUCUCGGUUUGGUGCACGACAAUGCAACCGGUCUGUACCUAGACGGUUUCGGCCAGAGUGGACAAAACAUAUUCAUCAGUACGGGUCGUACACUCUGGAACUUCCCCAUCAGGAUGUGGUACAUGGAGUACAAGGACUUCAAGUACGGGCCCAAUACAACGAAUGAGAUCCUCGAGAUCGGCCAUUACACGCAGGUGGUGUGGGCGACGACGCAUCUGGUCGGGUGUGGGGUGAGCCAUUGCACCGGCGGCAAGGGUCCGCUCGGCAAGGAUUUCUACAUGUACGUUUGCAACUACGCUCCGAGCGGUAACUACAAGGGCCGCCUGGGCCUACCCUACGUGGCUGGGAAACCGUGUAGCAUGUGCAAGGAUCACUGCACGCGGGGCUCGCUUUGCACGAACGCCUGCUAUCAUACCGAUCUGUGGUCGAAUUGCGCCGAGUUGGUCAGGACAUUCGACUCGUGGGUCUGCGAGACCGACACCAAGGAGGGCCGUGAACGCCGGAAGUUCUGCGGCGCCACGUGCAACUGCAAGGACAAGAUCUACUACCGUCACGAAGGGUAGGAGGGCUACCUUGGCUUUCGCGUUUGGGUCCACCGUGUUGCAUGAAUAAUUUAAUCGCCCUGCAAAACUAAACUCAGACCUGGUGGGUGUGACGACGGCUAAAUGGCGGCAGAUCGUUUAAACGGGGGAUCGUGUUGUUUUAUUGAUGAGCUCGUUUGUUUAGUGAUGAGCUCGAGCUGGAACGCUCGCCACGUUUCGAGCCAGGGGCCCUUGUUGUUGAGAGAGGACGGAUAGCGGGUAAACGGGAUAAUAUGGAAAUAUGGUAGAUGAAGUGAUUGUGGAAUUUGUGUGCUCUCCGCACAAUCGCCGGGGCCUAGAUUUUCCCGAUACCUGAGGAUUCACAGGUCUACAGUCUCAGAAGAUCAAUAGAUUCUAUGCCGUGGCGAUCUAAUGAUUCCAAACUGCAUAUGAUCUCUUGAUUUCAGGUCAUAAAGACCCCGAAGUACCUUUUCUUGUUGUAGCGCGAUCCUCGAAUUCUAGGAACUCUGAAAUUUAUAGUCCUCGAAUGCCCAGGACCCUUUGAAACUUUUAUGAAUUUACUUUUAUGAACCGGUGUAAAAGUCGCGUGUAUCUUUUAUGAUUUGAACAAACCCACGUUUCCCGCAGAAUUUUACGCGAAAUUAUGAAACCACUGGCUAAAGAUAUUAACCGUUUAUAAUUUUUAAAUGUGACAAAACAUCGCUUAAAUUAACAUUUAAUUUGUUUGCGUACUCGC
Molecule: messenger RNA, 2996 nt
Organism: Pogonomyrmex barbatus (red harvester ant)
Lineage: Eukaryota; Metazoa; Arthropoda; Insecta; Hymenoptera; Formicidae
Product: cysteine-rich secretory protein 1
Cellular component (GO): extracellular region
Source: RefSeq, a predicted model, not a curated record